UCUCUGGCUUUCAUUCUCUCGCAGUGGUUAAAGUGACAUGAAAGUGAAGACAUUGGUGCACUGUAGCAAGUCAUGUAUCAUGAUCCAAACACAGCUAAUAUUCUUGCCAAUGGACAUAAUGUGCCAAUUAAAGUCACGAGCAACGGGACAACGGAUACCAAUGGGUCUCUUGGGGCAGAAGGGCCUGAAACAGAGACCGACUCAUCAGGGACCGGGGGGAUGCGGAAGUCGUUGGAGAGGAAGGGCUCAGCGCCGAACGACGCUAUUCACCUCCAGAGACGGGUGGGACUCUUCAGUGGGGUGGCUUUAAUUGUCGGGACCAUGAUAGGGUCUGGAAUAUUUGUGUCACCUUCAGGUCUACUAGUUCGUACUGGUUCCGUUGGUGUUAGCUUUAUUAUAUGGCUGGCCUGUGGUUUGCUCUCCUUGUUGGGCGCUCUGGCAUAUGCUGAAUUGGGUACGAUGAAUACAUCGUCUGGCGCUGAGUGGGCAUAUUUUAUGGACGCGUUUGGUCCGGCUCCCGCAUUUUUAUUCUCAUGGGUAUCGACGUUGGUGCUGAAGCCAUCGCAAAUGGCUAUAAUUUGUCUCUCCUUUGCUCAAUAUGCAGUUGAGGCAUUCGUUAACGAAUGUGAUCCACCAACAUCGGUGGUUAAAAUGGUUGCACUGCUGGCAAUUGUUAUGAUACUGUUCGUGAAUUGUUAUAGUGUGAAUCUGGGCAUGGCUGUGCAGAAUAUAUUCACCGCUGCCAAGCUGGUUGCCGUCCUGAUUGUGAUCUGCGGCGGCGCCUGGAAACUAUUCCAAGGCAAUACUCAACAUCUGUCGAAUGCAUUUAGUGGCGACACACCCACCAUUGGCGCAAUAGCGACCGCUUUUUACACAGGCCUUUGGGCGUACGAUGGCUGGAAUAAUUUAAACUAUGUCACCGAGGAGAUCAAGAAUCCAAGCAAGAAUUUGCCGCGGUCCAUUAUUAUUGGCAUACCUUUGGUGACACUGUGCUAUGCACUCAUCAACAUCUCGUACUUGGCGGCGAUGUCACCCACCGAAAUGAUCGAUUCAGAAGCUGUGGCCGUAACCUUUGGCAAUCGCAUUCUGGGCGCCAUGGCGUGGCUUAUGCCGCUCAGUGUGACAGUAAGCACUUUUGGUAGCGCGAAUGGUACACUUUUUGCGGCCGGACGUUUGUGCUUUGCGGCAAGCCGUGAAGGUCAUUUGAUGGAUAUACUCUCGUACGUGCAUGUACGUCGUCUGACGCCGGCACCUGGAUUGAUUUUCCAUUCUCUUAUCGCCGCCGCAAUGGUUUU
Messenger RNA from Rhagoletis zephyria (snowberry fruit fly), 1295 nucleotides. RefSeq names its product b(0,+)-type amino acid transporter 1-like. The record is from RefSeq and is a predicted model, not a curated record. NCBI's taxonomy places the organism in Eukaryota, Metazoa, Arthropoda, Insecta, Diptera, Tephritidae. Gene Ontology annotation, biological process: amino acid transmembrane transport. Gene Ontology annotation, molecular function: L-amino acid transmembrane transporter activity. Gene Ontology annotation, cellular component: membrane.